Molecule: messenger RNA, 1694 nt
Organism: Culex pipiens pallens (northern house mosquito)
Lineage: Eukaryota; Metazoa; Arthropoda; Insecta; Diptera; Culicidae
Product: polyserase-2-like
Exons: 2
Coding region: 17-1666 (549 amino acids)
Biological process (GO): proteolysis
Molecular function (GO): serine-type endopeptidase activity
Source: RefSeq, a predicted model, not a curated record
UCAUUAUCAGUACUGGAUGGUGAAGGCCAUGGUGCGGACGGUGGUUUUAGCUAGUUUAAUUUGUGUGAUUUUAAAAACAUCAUCUGGCAGUGCACAAUGUGGCAUAAAAGAGCCUCCACUUCGGACCCGCAUCUAUGGCGGAUGGCCGGCAAGUUCUUGGCCGUGGCAUGGUGCCGUUUUCCACCAAAGGAAUGAAUCGCCUUGGGAGUACGCUUGUGGUGCAUCGAUUAUUACGGAGAAAUUUGUGGUCACGGCACGUCACUGUACAGUUACUUUUCAUAAUGUAAUGCUUGAUGAAAGUCAAAUAACAGUUAAGGUAGGAUAUACCAAACGAGACGCUUCAGAUGGAAUGGUUCAAACGUAUCAUGUGGUUAAUGUAGUUAGACAUCAAAACUAUUCAAAAGGUCAAAAUGAUAUCGCGUUGCUGGAAAUAGGUGGAAAAUUUACGUUCACGGAACCUAACGUGCAGCCAAUUUGUGUAUGGAAUGGUGAACCAAAUUUUGAAAAAAUAGUUAAUGGUGUAGGUUAUUUGGCCGGAUUGUUCAAUGGGCAAGUAGAUGAUUUGCAAGAAAUUACGGUCCCUAUUAUAUCUUAUGAGUCAUGCAAGGCCAAUUAUUCACGUUAUCGAAAUUUCGUUCUAGACUCUUCCAAAUUUUGUGGAGGCUAUUUAAAUGGAACCAUGACGUCUAACGGGGAUAGUGGUAAUGGGUUGUACCUGAAAGUAGGAAACAUAUGGUUCCUCAGAGGAAUUCUCAGUGUUGGGAUUCCUGACGGCUACGAGUUAUUCAUGGAUGUUGCACAUUAUCAACAGUGGAUUGAAAAACACAUUCCAGAUUUCGGGAGAAUUUUCCCAGCUGUGAAUGUAACAAAUCAAUGCGGAUUUAGAAGAAUGCUUUCAAUUCACAACGAAAGCAUUCCAAUCGGUUGGCCCUGGCAUGGAGCCAUGUUCUAUCGAUCCUGGAACGGUGAGCUCAAGUAUCAAUGUGGGGUAACGAUUUUGACGGAAUUCUAUGUAGUAUCUGCAGCUCAUUGCACUUUGGACGGAUAUUUCUAUAAAUUACCAGCAAAGAGAAUUUUUGUUAAAGUAGGAUUGUCAAAGCUCAAUGCUUCGGAACACGUACAGUUGCACCAGGUAGAACAAGUUAUGCGGCACGAAUUUUAUUAUAAAAGUAAUCAUGAAGAUGACAUUGUGUUGCUACAGUUAAAAUCCAAAAUAGUGUUUGAAGAUCCUUACGUACAUCCGAUCUGCCUAUGGAAUGGUGAAAUGUGGCUGAACAGGGUCGUCAACCAAACGGGGCACAUCGCCGGUUGGGGUUAUAAUGAGAGAGGUGAAAUAUCUAACGAACUCCAGGAAGCAUCCAUGCCAAUAGUGUCCAGAAGGACAUGUCUGGAUUCUGACCCUGACCACUUUCGUUUGCUUUAUCGAGAUCCCAAGACAUUUUGCGCCGGCCACAAGAACGGAACAAAUGCUGGUGCUGGAGACAGCGGCGGAGGACUUUAUCUGAAGAUUGGCGAGCAGUGGUUUUUGAGAGGAAUUGUAAAUAAUAUCAAACGAUUCAAUUCAACGUCUAACGACUUGACAAGCUACCUAUUGCUAUUGGAUGUAGGAUUUUAUCAGUAUUGGAUUAGGGAAAAGAUACCGUCGGAUCAGUUUCCACCGCAGUAAAACGAAGUGAACAUGAAAAAUGAGUUUU